AUGGAUCUCGCAGCAUUGACGCCCCUCCUUUACUAUGCCGUCGCAAGCAUGCUGACCAUGGCAUCGCUGACACGGCAUAGAGCAAUCAGAAUACUAUCUUUAGGUCCAAUCUGGCUGUUUACUGUUCUAUCCUUGACUUCAUGCCACAAAUUACCCGGACUGCUCGGGGCGAAUACCACCUUUGCCAGUUUGGUCGUCAGUUACUUUCCUUAUUCGAUCAAGAUCCUCGCCAUUGAACGGCAUUCUGUGACCCCGGAAACAUCAAAGAAUCCUUCGGCCUUUAUCGACUGCUAUAGGAUAUGGAAUAAUCCUCGGCAGCUGCCACUGCGACCUUCCCGUUUGGACAAGUCAACAGGAUGCAGUGGCAAAUCACGGGCUAUCUUUGCAUUGUCCAAGACAAUCAAAGCAAUGGUUCUUUGGUUCCUAAAUAGUUUCACCUUUCAACAGAUCCUCGUCUGGUCAUUUGGAAAUAUCAUGGCAGCCGACUUUUCUCCGGCAAUGGAAAGCCCAUUCCAGCUCCUCUCCGUCCAUCAAAUCCGCAUCCGAGCCAUCAUGUCCGUGCAGUGGAUAUGGAGCGCUUACUUCUUUCUCGAAUUCUACAAUUCCCUCAUGGCAAUCAUCUUCGUAGCCAUCUUGGCCCUCGACCAACCCCAAGACUGGCCUCCUCUGUUUGGCAGCCCACUCGAAGCAUGCAGCGUCCGUGGGUUUUGGGGUCGGUUCUGGCACCGUCUUACAUUACCCACCUACAUCUGUUUCGCAUUUCCCAUCUCUCGGGGUUUGCUGGGUAUACCGCCAAGGUCGCGGAUGGAGAAGACCAUAAUCCCCCUGAUUAUAUUCAGCAUGUCGGGCCUGUCACAUUGUCUGGUGGGAUGGGCGUUGGGAGAGUCAGCCUUGGCUAGGGAUUUCCUGUUUUUCGAACUGAACUUUCUUGCUGCCGCCAUUGAGACGGCGAUCUCCAAGACCGAUAUGCCCGAGACAUUGAAGGGGCUGUUUUUACUGCCCAGAUGGAUCCGUGUGGUUGUGGGGAUGGGCUGGGUUUAUGGAUUCUUCUUUUGUAUCGCCCCGAUGUGGAUGUAUCCUAAAGUUUAUUCUGCGUUGGUGGGUCUGAUUCCAUGA
Molecule: messenger RNA, 1116 nt
Organism: Aspergillus wentii DTO 134E9
Lineage: Eukaryota; Fungi; Ascomycota; Eurotiomycetes; Eurotiales; Aspergillaceae
Product: wax synthase family protein
Exons: 1
Coding region: 1-1116 (371 amino acids)
Biological process (GO): lipid metabolic process
Source: RefSeq, a predicted model, not a curated record